AUCUCCUCUCCUUUUUCCAUACGAGGAAGAAGAAGAAACCAGAAUCACUGAUACUCUCUGUCAGAGAGAGAGAGAGAGAAAGAGAGAUCACAUUGUCCAUAAUCUUCAAUCUCUCUUUCUCCGCCCCUUAGAAAAAAAAAAUGGCUUCUUUAGUUUCAUCGCCAUCCACAAUACCCAUAACCAAACCAGACCAAAUUUCAUCAAUUUCCCAAAAACACAACUUUCUUAACUCAUUCCUACCCAAGAAACCCAACCAAUCCAACAACUUCAAAGUAAACUGCGCCGUCGUCGGCAACGGUCUCUUCACUCAAACAACUCAAGAAGUAAGGCGAAUAGUCCCCCAAAAAAUCCAAGGUAUCCCAACUGUUAAAAUCGUCUACGUCGUUCUAGAAGCUCAAUACCAAUCUUCACUAACAGCCGCCGUCCAAACACUCAACAAAGACGAAACCUUUGCUCAAUUCGAAGUCGUGGGUUACCUUGUUGAAGAACUUAGAGACGAAAACACUUACAAAACCUUCUGUCAAGACCUAGAAGAUGCAAAUGUAUUCAUUGGGUCUUUGAUUUUCGUUGAAGAGUUAGCUGUCAAGAUCAAAACCGCUGUAGAGAAAGAAAGGGAUAGGCUUGAUGCAGUUCUUGUUUUCCCUUCAAUGCCUGAGGUAAUGAGACUUAAUAAAUUAGGAUCUUUUAGUAUGUCUCAAUUGGGACAAUCAAAAAGUCCUUUUUUUCAACUUUUCAAGAAGAAGAAACAAUCAGCUGCUUUUGCUGAUAGUAUGCUUAAACUUGUUAGAACAUUGCCUAAGGUUUUAAAAUACUUACCAAGUGAUAAAGCUCAAGACGCAAGGCUUUACAUCCUCAGUUUACAGUUCUGGCUUGGUGGGUCGCCGGAUAAUCUAAUCAAUUUCUUGAAAAUGAUUUCUGGGUCUUACGUACCUGCACUGAAAUCAACGAAAAUCGAUUAUUCCGAUCCGGUUUUGUACUUAGACACUGGAAUUUGGCAUCCAUUGGCUCCAACCAUGUAUGAUGAUGUGAAAGAGUAUUUGAAUUGGUACGGGACUAGAAGAGACGCCAGUGAGAAACUAAAACGUCGUGAUGCUCCGAUCAUCGGUCUUGUUCUUCAGAGGAGUCAUAUUGUUACUGGCGACGAGGGUCAUUAUGUGGCUGUGAUUAUGGAAUUGGAAGCUAGAGGUGCGAAGGUGAUUCCUAUUUUUGCUGGUGGUCUUGAUUUUUCGGGUCCUGUUGACCGUUAUUUUGUUGAUCCUAUCACGAAGAAACCGUUUGUGAAUUCGGUUGUUUCGUUGACGGGUUUUGCUCUGGUGGGUGGUCCGGCGAGGCAGGAUCAUCCUAAGGCGAUUGAAGCUUUGAUGAAACUUGAUGUUCCUUAUAUUGUUGCUUUACCUUUGGUGUUUCAAACAACAGAAGAGUGGUUGAAUAGUACUUUGGGUCUUCACCCAAUUCAAGUCGCUUUACAAGUUGCUCUUCCUGAAUUGGAUGGUGGAAUGGAACCUAUUGUUUUCGCCGGUCGUGAUCCUAGAACAGGGAAAUCACAUGCACUUCACAAAAGAGUGGAACAGCUUUGUACAAGGGCAAUCAAAUGGGCUGAAUUGAAGAGGAAAUCUAAGACAGGUAAAAGGCUAGCUAUAACUGUAUUCAGCUUUCCACCCGACAAAGGAAAUGUAGGCACAGCAGCAUACCUGAAUGUGUUCUCCUCGAUUUACUCUGUUCUUAAAGAACUCAAAAGAGACGGUUACAAUGUAGACGGUCUCCCUGAUUCAUCUGAAGCAUUGAUCGAAGAAAUCAUCCACGACAAGGAAGCGCAAUUCAGCAGCCCCAAUCUAAACGUUGCAUACAAAAUGGGAGUUCGAGAAUACCAAACCUUAACAACUUAUUCAAAUCUCCUCGAGGAAAACUGGGGGAAACCACCUGGAAACUUAAACUCAGAUGGAGAAAACUUAUUGGUUUACGGCAAACAAUAUGGAAACAUAUUCAUUGGUGUUCAACCUACAUUCGGUUACGAAGGCGAUCCAAUGAGGCUUCUGUUUUCGAAAUCAGCUAGCCCACAUCACGGUUUUGCUGCGUAUUACUCUUUUGUGGAGAAGAUUUUCAAAGCCGACGCUGUUCUUCAUUUCGGUACACACGGUUCAUUGGAAUUCAUGCCGGGAAAGCAAGUCGGUAUGAGCGAUGUGUGUUAUCCAGAUAGUUUAAUCGGUAACAUACCGAAUAUUUACUAUUACGCGGCGAAUAAUCCGUCGGAAGCCACCGUAGCGAAACGUCGGAGCUAUGCUAAUACGAUUAGUUACUUAACUCCACCGGCUGAAAAUGCAGGUUUAUACAAAGGACUUAAGCAAUUAGGCGAAUUGAUUUCGUCUUACCAAUCGUUGAAAGACACUGGCCGAGGACAGCAGAUCGUGAGUUCGAUUAUAAGCACGGCGAAACAAUGUAAUCUCGAUAAGGAUGUGGAUUUACCUGAAGAAGGCGAUGAAAUUUCUGCUAAAGAACGAGAUCUCGUGGUUGGUAAGGUUUAUUCAAAGAUAAUGGAAAUCGAAUCUAGGUUAUUACCUUGCGGACUUCAUAUCAUCGGAGAACCUCCAACCGCUUUGGAAGCGAUCGCGACUCUUGUGAACAUCGCCGCUCUGGAUCGUCCGGAGGAAGGGAUUUCGUCAUUACCGUCGAUAUUAGCGGAUACGGUUGGGAGAGAUAUUGAAGAUGUUUACCGAGGGAGUAACAAUGGCGUUUUGAAAGACGUUGAGCUUCUCCGGCAGAUUACAGAGACUUCCAGAGGUGCGAUUUCCGCGUUCGUGAAGAAAUCGACGAACAAAAACGGUCAAGUCGUUGAUGUUUCCGAUAAACUCUCAUCGGUUUUCGGAUUCAGCAUCAGCGAGCCAUGGGUGGAGUAUUUAUCAGAUACGAAAUUUUCCAGAGCCGAUCGUGAGAAACUUAGGGUUAUAUUCGCGUUUUUGAGCGAUUGUUUGAAGUUAGUUGUGGCUGAUAAUGAAUUGGGGAGUUUGAAACAAGCGUUGGAAGGGAAAUAUGUUGAGCCUGGUCCUGGUGGAGAUCCGAUUAGAAACCCUAAGGUUUUACCGACGGGGAAGAACAUUCAUGCGCUCGACCCUCAAUCAAUUCCCACGACUGCGGCGAUGCAGAGUGCUAAGGUUGUCGUCGAUAGGUUGAUAGAGAGGCAGAAGGUCGAUAAUGGCGGCAAUUAUCCUGAAACCGUCGCGCUUGUUUUGUGGGGAACUGAUAAUAUCAAGACUUAUGGCGAGUCUUUGGCUCAGGUUCUAUGGAUGAUUGGUGUAAUGCCAGUUUCUGAUGCGUUUGGACGUGUUAACCGUGUCGAGCCGGUUAGCCUCGAGGAACUCGGAAGACCUAGAAUUGACGUUGUCGUUAAUUGUUCUGGUGUCUUCCGAGACCUCUUCAUCAACCAGAUGAACCUACUUGAUCGAGCGAUCAAGAUGGUAGCGGAACUAGACGAGCCGGUAGAGCAAAACUACGUGAGGAAACAUGCGUUGGAACAGGCGCAAACGCUAGGCGUCGGCGUUAGAGAGGCGGCGACGAGAGUAUUUUCAAACGCGUCGGGAUCGUACUCUUCCAACGUUAAUCUUGCUGUCGAGAACUCGACGUGGAACGACGAGAAGCAGUUGCAGGACAUGUACUUGAGCCGAAAGUCGUUUGCGUUCGACAGCGACGCUCCCGGGGCGGGCAUGAUGGAGAAACGACAGGUCUUCGAAAUGGCUCUUAGCACGGCGGAUGCAACUUUCCAAAAUCUUGACUCUUCGGAAAUCUCGCUCACUGAUGUUAGUCAUUACUUCGACUCCGACCCGACUAACCUCGUCCAGAACUUGAGAAAGGACGGGAAGAAACCGAGCGCAUACAUUGCCGACACAACCACAGCCAAUGCACAAGUUCGGACACUUUCAGAGACAAUGCGAUUAGAUGCGAGGACUAAACUGUUGAAUCCAAAGUGGUACGAAGGGAUGUUGUCUUCGGGGUAUGAAGGCGUUCGUGAAAUCGAGAAGAGGCUAACGAACACGGUUGGGUGGAGUGCGACUUCAGGACAAGUCGACAAUUGGGUGUAUGAAGAGGCCAACACGACUUUCAUUAAAGACGAGGAAAUGCUUAAGAGACUCAUGAACUCGAAUCCUAAUUCGUUUAGGAAAUUGCUUCAGACUUUUUUGGAGGCCAAUGGGCGCGGAUACUGGGAUACGUCGGAAGAGAAUGUGGAUAAGUUAAGGCAGCUAUAUUCCGAGGUCGAGGACAAAAUUGAAGGCAUCGAUCGUUAAUAUUUUUUUUCUUUUCGAAUUUCCAAGAUAUGUUGAUUGCAAACUCAAUAACUCUUUGAUCUUCUAUCCCCAAAUUGUAAUUUAGUUCAAAUUUUUGGUGGA
Molecule: messenger RNA, 4379 nt
Organism: Impatiens glandulifera
Lineage: Eukaryota; Viridiplantae; Streptophyta; Magnoliopsida; Ericales; Balsaminaceae
Product: magnesium-chelatase subunit ChlH, chloroplastic-like
Exons: 5
Coding region: 141-4277 (1378 amino acids)
Biological process (GO): chlorophyll biosynthetic process
Cellular component (GO): chloroplast
Molecular function (GO): magnesium chelatase activity
Source: RefSeq, a predicted model, not a curated record